Messenger RNA from Plectropomus leopardus (leopard coralgrouper), 2125 nucleotides. NCBI's taxonomy places the organism in Eukaryota, Metazoa, Chordata, Actinopteri, Perciformes, Serranidae. The record is from RefSeq and is a predicted model, not a curated record.
UGGAUCUCUCGAAUUAAUUGGAAGAAAACUGUGUAGUUGUUGCGCAGAUAAAUGUUUCACUCUUAAUUUGACAACAAUGUCUUCAGUUGAGUAUUUGAGAGAGUUUGUCAGUGAGAGACUAACUGCUGCUGCGGAAGAAAUAUUCGGAGUUUUUAAGAAAACCAUCGUCGAGUACGAAGAAGAGCUCGAGCGUCAGCGCAGACUGCUGGAUUUGGUACAAAAUGAGCUGCACAGGACAGAGCUCCCACAGCAACAUGUCUGUAAGGAGGAGAGGGAGGAUCUCACAAACCAGCAGCUCUGUAUUCAGGAGAGGAGCUCCAGUCUGGACCAGGAGGAGCCAAAGCCUCCUCAGAUUAAAGAGGAGCAGGAGGAGCUCUGCUGCAGUCAGCGGGGAGAGCAGCUCGUACUGAAGCAGGAGGAGGAUGAUUUUAUGUUGACUCCUACUAAUGAGAGAAGAGACCACAGUGAAGAUCAGACUUUGAACUUUAAUCCAGAUGACACUCCAACUGCAGCAGAGACAGAGUCUGUAGACAACAUACCAGUUAUAACCUAUGUGAUACUAGAUGGAAACCGGGACCACCAGCUGCUCUCUGACAGCUCUCAUGUAGCUGAGAGCAAAAAUCAGGAAGAAGGCGAGUGUGGAGACUCAGGGUCAAACUCUUUCAACUGUGACAUUUGUGGGAAAGCUUUCAUGUUUAAGUCCCACUUGUUUAUCCACUAUAGAGCCCACACAGGAGCUAAGCUGUUUUCUUGCAAAAUAUGUGGAAAAGAUUUCCAGUAUAAUAGUGGCUUGCAGGCCCACAUGCGAGUCCACACAGGCGAGAAGCCGUAUUCUUGUGAAAAAUGUGGCAAAGCUUUCCAAUAUAGUUGUGACUUGACAGUCCACAAGAGAACCCACACACGAGAGAAGCCGUACCUUUGCAACACCUGCGGGAAAGGAUUUUGUGACAUGUCCUCACUGACGAGGCACACGAGAAUCCACACGGGCGAGAAGCCGUACGUCUGCAACAACUGCGGGAAAAGAUUCAGCGACACAUCGGUCCUGAAAAGGCACAGUACAAUCCACACAGGUGAAAAGCCGUUUGUUUGCACAACGUGUGGGAAAGCUUUCGGACUGAAAGGCCACCUUAAAACCCACCUGAAAACCCACACCCGUGAGAGGUCGCAAGGCCUGCAAGAAAAGAUACUUUGUAUGUCUCAAUUUUAGGGGCUGAGCAGUAUACAUGAUACACACCGUUACCGUGAUAUGAGACCACAUUCUGUGUGAGAUUUUGGAUAUCAUCAUAUCAUGAUAUAUAACAAGUGUUGUCUUUUCCUAAAUUUAAAAGCUGCAGUAAAGUGGUGUGAUUUUCUAAACUUCUCAGACUGUUGUUCUUGUUCUUAUACUUGCGUUCACCCACUGAAGUCAUUAAAUCCACAUUACUGAUGAUAAUCAAAAAUCUCAUUGUGUUAAUAUUUUGUCAAAGUACAAAUCGUCAUCCUUAAAAUAUUGUCACAGUGUAAAUAUCUACAUAUUUCAGAAUAUUGUGACAUUUGAUUUUGUUGCCCAGCCCAGCAUUUAUUAAGCUUUUGAGGAGAUUGAAAAUAUUGUGAUAUAUACCGUGUAACGUGAUAUGGCUCAAAAAUAUUGUGAUAAUAUUUCAAGGCCAUACCGCUCAGCCCCACUCAAUUGUCACGGCUUUUAAGAUCUCAUACAGGUGAGAGAAACCUGGAGUUUCUAAAAAAUAGUUCUUUGAAACAAUCUUCUAGAUUUUUGACAAAAAAAUCUUCUUUGCACAGUGAACGUAUAAUUCAUUAGUCAUUAAUUAAAGGCUAAUUUAUUUUCUCUGAGUUUGUUGUUGACAAAAUGUAGCUCUAAUUAGGGGUGGGGAUUGUUCAUUUUUAUUGAUAUGAUACCAUCAUAAAAACUCCUUAAAGACAUAAAGAGUCUUUAUCAAUACGACUCUUGAUACUUUUCUAUUAUUUGGUGGAAAGGCGAGGCGACAAUAUGUUUCAAACUGAAUUGUUUUUGCUUUUAUUUUAGUUCUUUUAUUUUUCGGGAAAAAAAAAUUCUCACCCAAGGUUGCCUUUAAAUCAGCUAUAACUAUGAACCUUGAACAAUAAAUAAAAAGGAAAAAAAAAACUG